GCGUUCCCCUGCCGCAAGCGUGCCUCUCUCGCAACGCCCCGAGCAGAUCCCCUUUCCCUUUCUCGCACCCAACUCAGCCACACCCACCCCACCCAGCUCAAAUCCGACGCCACCAACGACCGCGCCCGCCACCAAGCUUCCGCCUUUUCCUCCACUGACCCCUCCUCAUCUUCCCUCUCACGGAGCCAGUCAAGCCCCUCUCUCCUCUCUCUGCGCGCGCGCGUGUGCCCCGCUGUUUAUGCGCCGGUAGAUCCCCGACGCGACGCGUCCCGCGGAGGAGGAGCUAGGCCGAGAUGAACUCGACGGCGUACUCGCGGCCGUCCAAGCUGCCGGGCGGCGCCGGCGACAGGAGGCCGCCCACGCGCCUCCGGGGCUUCGCCUCCAAGAUCGAGCCCAAGAAGCUCGGCGCCGGCCUCCUCGCCGGCUGCUGCCUCGCGCUCCUCACCUACGUCUCCCUCGCCAAGCUCUUCGCCAUCUACUCCCCCGUCUUCGCUAGCACGGCCAACACGUCCGGCCUGCUCCAGAACACCCCGCCGGCGUCGUCGUCCGUCCCGGAGACGACGGAUGCCAUCCCAGCCGAAGACACCACAUUCAUCGGCCGCGAGAACGGCAACGCCGUGGAUCCCGUCGAUUUCCCGGAGGAGGGGCCGGCGGCGGCCGGCUCUCAAGAGCCCGGCGUACCGGAGGUGCUCUCGAGGAAGGAGGACGAAGCCGAGAAGGCGGCGGAGGCGGCGACGACCUCCGUGCCAAAGCCAUCUGCGGAGGGCGGCGCCGGCGGGGAUGGGGCGGCAUUAGCAAAGAUGAGCUGCGACGAGAACGGGGUGGACGAGGGGUUCCCGUACGCGCGGCCGUCGGUGUGCGAGCUGUCCGGCGACAUCCGGAUCAGCCCCAAGCAGAAGACCAUGUACCUGGUGAACCCGUCGGGCGCCGGGGGCUUCGACGAGAACGGCGAGAAGCGGCUCCGGCCGUACGCCCGCAAGGACGACUUCCUCCUGCCCGCCGUGGUGGAGGUGACCGUCAAGUCGGUCCCCUCCGCCGCGGCCGCGCCGCAGUGCACGAAGAAGCACCGCGUGCCGGCGGUGGUGUUCUCCGUGGCCGGCUACACGGACAACUUCUUCCACGACAACACGGACGCGCUGAUCCCGCUGUUCCUGACGGCGUCGCACCUCAAGGGCGAGGUGCAGCUGCUCAUCACCAACUACAAGCCAUGGUGGGUGCAGAAGUACACGCCGGUGCUGCGCAAGCUCUCCAACUACGACCCCAUCAACUUCGACGCGGACGCCGGCGUGCACUGCUUCGCGGCGGGGUUCCUCGGCCUGUACCGCGACCGGGACCUCAUCAUCUCGCCGCACCCGACCCGCAACCCGCGCAACUACACCAUGGUGGACUACAACCGCUUCAUCCGGUCGGCCUACGCGCUCCGCCGCGACCGGCCGUCGGCGCUCGGGGAGGUGCCCGGGAUGCGGCCGCAGAUGCUGAUCAUCUCCCGCGGGGGCACGCGGAAGCUGCUGAACCUGGAGGAGGUGGCGGCGGCGGCGACGGAGCUGGGGUUCAACGUGACGGUGGCGGAGGCGGGCGCGGACGUGCCGGCGUUCGCGGCGCUGGUGAACGCGGCGGACGUGCUGCUGGCGGUGCACGGGGCCGGGCUGACGAACCAGAUCUUCCUGCCGACGCAGGCGGUGGUGGUGCAGAUCGUGCCGUGGGGGAACAUGGACUGGAUGGCCACCAACUUCUACGGGCAGCCGGCGCGGGAGAUGCAGCUCCGGUACGUGGAGUACUACGUGGACGAGGAGGAGACGAGCCUCAAGGACAAGUACCCUCGGGAGCACCUGGUGUUCAGCGACCCCAAGGCGCUGCACAAGCAGGGGUGGCAGGCGCUCGCCGAGACCAUCAUGAAGCAGGACGUGAAGGUGAACCUCACCAGGUUCCGGCCCUUCCUGCUCCAGGCCAUCGACAAGCUGCAGGAGUAGCGGCGGCCGCGGCGGCGGCGUCUCCAUUGUCAUCCCAGGGUGGUGAUGGCAGGUAUACUACUCACGUCACAAUCACAUACACAUACACAAGCGAACAACACGACGACAAGAAACGCGGAACAUUGUAAAACUAGUGCACAUUGGAAAGGGUCAUGAUCAGAUUGGUUUGUUGGUUGGUUUUGUAAUGUUCAUUAUUUGUUCUUCAGUUCACCUGCAGUUCAAAAUAGGCCAGCACGCCAGCACGGUGUGAUUUCAGUAUGAACCUUAGUUUCGUCGAAUUUUAAAAAAUGAUACAGCCAGCCAACCCAGCUAGCUGGAGUGGAUUGAUUUUGAUGAAAUACUACAAUGUUAUUUCUGCAAA
Molecule: messenger RNA, 2331 nt
Organism: Triticum aestivum (bread wheat)
Lineage: Eukaryota; Viridiplantae; Streptophyta; Magnoliopsida; Poales; Poaceae
Product: beta-1,2-xylosyltransferease XAX1
Exons: 3
Coding region: 294-1970 (558 amino acids)
Biological process (GO): plant-type cell wall organization
Cellular component (GO): Golgi membrane
Molecular function (GO): UDP-xylosyltransferase activity
Source: RefSeq, a predicted model, not a curated record